Molecule: messenger RNA, 2840 nt
Organism: Danaus plexippus (monarch butterfly)
Lineage: Eukaryota; Metazoa; Arthropoda; Insecta; Lepidoptera; Nymphalidae
Gene: nito
Product: RNA-binding protein spenito
Exons: 2
Coding region: 242-2482 (746 amino acids)
Biological process (GO): regulation of alternative mRNA splicing, via spliceosome
Cellular component (GO): nucleus
Molecular function (GO): mRNA binding
Source: RefSeq, a predicted model, not a curated record
UUUUGGUACAGUAGAGUACAGCCACAUUCAUUGAUCUACAAGAAGGCAAUUUAUAUUAUCGCAGCCAUUUUGGGAACUCGUUUCCAGUCUCGUAAUUGGCAAGUUAUUUUUGUGUUCCUAUUUAGUUAGGUUUUACAGCAGGACAGUAUUUUUAAAGUCGAAUUUGUGUUGUGGUUUGGGAAUAGUUUUAAAGGUGUUAAGUACAUAUAUUUGUGAUAGUGGUCCAUCGAACUGAGCUUUCAUGAUUGGAUUACCGCGUAGCGAUAGAGAUAGAGAUCGUAUUACGGUGAAAAUUCGUAACAUGAAAAGAAGUUCAUCGAGGGACAGUAUGCCACGAUCUAAAAGGACGCGCAGUAGUAUAGGAAGAUAUGACGACAGUUCGGAUGAACGUGUAACGCCGGAGAGAGUCCGGCGAAGGGUGCGCUCGCCUAGUCCUCGGGGUCGUUACGUAUCUCCUCAUCGCGAUGAUUAUGUUCGGUCUAGAGAAGUAAGGGAGGAAUCUGUUCGUCCUUAUUAUAAAGUAUUAUGCGUUAGUGCGCUUCACCCUAAAGCAUCUGAUGAAAUAGUUAAAGAUACUCUCUAUAGGGAAUACAAAAAGUUUGGUGACUUCAGUAUCAAAAUUUCCCACGAAUUAGACGAGCGAGUAGCUUAUGUUUGCUUUCGCAGUGCUGAAGACGCCAGGGAUGCGAAACAUGCAAAACCAAGAAUCAUUUUAUAUGACAAGGUUGCUAUCGUAGAUCCCGUGUAUGAGCCAGUGCGGUCUGAAUAUAGAAGUAGGCCGAGGAGCAUUACUCCCCCUGACUAUGACCGUCCAUAUUCAUAUGCAUGGUCUCCGGUACCAGAGAGGAGGCGGCCACCUCCAGACGAUCGCGCAUACGGAAUCCCUCCAUCUGUACCACCACAUCAUAGAGAUUUUCGUCCGCCGAUGCAUGAGUAUCCCAUGGCAGGUCCUCAUGGGCCUCCAAUGCACCAUCGCCCACCCAUGCAUCAUCCACCUCAUCCUCAUUACAUGCCACGCCCUUACAUGCCGCGUCCUCAUCACCCACCAUUUGAAAAAAUGGAAAACAAAAAAGACAAGUUCCCUAAUUACUUACAUCAUGUUCAACCAGAAGAUGAUCCUCUUGCAACAAGAACUUUGUUUGCUGGGAACUUGGAAAUAAAUAUAUCAGAUGAGGAAUUAAGAAGAAUUUUUGGUCGUUAUGGGAUUGUUGAAGAUAUUGACAUUAAAAGGCCUCCUCCAGGCACUGGAAAUGCAUUUGCAUUUGUUCGCUAUCAAACAUUAGACAUGGCUCACCGAGCCAAAGUAGAGCUAUCUGGCCAGUAUAUUGGUAAAUUUCAAUGUAAAAUUGGAUAUGGUAAAGCUACACCGACUACUCGUGUUUGGGUUGGUGGGCUAGGUCCAUGGACAUCAGUAGCCCAAUUAGAAAGAGAAUUUGACAGAUUUGGGGCCAUAAAGAAAAUUGAAUAUGCUAAAGGUGAACCUCAUGCAUAUAUACUGUAUGAUUCGAUAGAUGCAGCUCAAGCUGCUGUAAAAGAAAUGAGAGGCUUUCCAUUAGGUGGACCAGACAGGCGCCUUAGGAUUGAUUUUGCAGAUGUCGGCACUGGGGGACCAUACAGACCGAAACCAUAUGCAGCACCCGUUGAAGAAGGUCGUUCUGAAGGUUAUGAAGGAUAUGAAGGUUCUUGGGAGGAUGGUUAUAGUUAUGGUUCUGGUUAUAGAGGUAGGGGCGGCCACCGUGGGCGAGGUCGUGGUAUGUAUCGUGGAGUGUAUCACGGCAGCGCUGAUUAUAGGGAUGAGGAAUGGAGGAGAGCACCAGAUGCUGAAUAUGACAGUAGAGCUCGUCGUUCUGGUUCCCGAGAACCUGGCGUUGACAGAUCACGUUCCCGGUCUCCACGUCGUCGUUCUCCCGACAGUGAUUCUGAUGGAUCUCCCCGACGUAGCAGUGGCAUGCUCGCCUCAGCUAGAACACUCCCUGAGGUUGUUCGUAAAGCUACAACAAUCUGGAAUGGUGCCCUCAUACUCAAGAAUUCCUUGUUUCCAACUAAAUUCCACCUUACAGAUGGAGAUUCAGACAUAAUUGACAGUUUAAUGAAAGAUGAGGAAGGUAAAAAUCAAUUGAGGAUUACACAAAGGCUUCGUCUGGAUCAACCAAAGUUAGAUGACGUACAAAAACGUAUUGCUACUUCUAGUUCACACGCUAUCUUCCUUGGUGUGGCAGGAUCAACGGCUUCCAUUACAAAUGAAGAUGCAAGCAUACAGACAAGGCCUAUGAGGAAUUUAGUUUCCUACUUGAAACAAAAAGAGGCUGCUGGAGUUAUAUCAUUGUUGAAUAAAGAAACUGAAGCCACUGGGGUUUUGUACUCUUUCCCUCCCUGUGACUUCUCCACGGAACUGCUCAAGAGAACUUGUCACAACCUGACUGAGGAGAGUUUGAAGGAGGAUCAUUUAGUUAUAGUGGUAGUAAGGGGCGGUUCUGCAUAGGAUUAUAUUCAGUGUUUAUCAAAUUAGAAAUAGACAUAGCUUAAGUUUCUUACUAAGUAAUAUUGCCAGAAUUUAAAACAAAACACUAAUAUUAUAUAAUUGUUGUGAUGUGUAGUGCUUGUGAGGUGAUUGUAAUCAUAACUUUGUGAUGGAUCAAGUAACAUGUUGUGCGAGUGUAUCAUUGUAAAAGUUGUGUAAAGCAAUAGUUGUUAUUGCAAUAUAGAUUCCCAUUAACUAGUUCUUGCUAGAUUGUCAACAUAAUAUACAUUGUGUAUUCUUAUAUACAGUUAGUGUUUACUAUAUCAGUGUAUUAUAGGUGAUGUGUAGUGUGUGAACGCAAAUAGAUUAUUAUAUUUGA